Candidula unifasciata is the source of this 678-nucleotide messenger RNA. NCBI's taxonomy places the organism in Eukaryota, Metazoa, Mollusca, Gastropoda, Stylommatophora, Geomitridae. The record is from the annotation of a GenBank genome assembly.
AUGGAGGACGAACAGCUGAUUCAGAGUGUACAGAAAGCCAGCCUACUUUACGACAAAUCGGACCCCAUGUACGGCAGUAGAGAGUCCACCCAAAAGGCUUGGACGGAAGUGGCCGCAGAUCUGAAGGAACCAAUUGAUGUGGUCAAGAAACGGUGGACGUGCUUGCGGGACUACUUCCGAAGACAGCAGAAAAAUUUUGAGACCUUGAAACCAGAAGAAUGGUCAGCGAAGAAAAAGAAAUGGCCACUGUAUGAAUCUAUGACCUUUCUCCUUCCAUACAUGGAAUUCAGUAACACAACACUAACUGCAGAUGGUGUCUUAGAAACACAUCAGAGUCUGGACUCAGGUGAUGACGUCUCUGAAGAAUCAGUUUCGGUAACAUUUGACAACCAAAUAUUAGAAAGUGCCAGAAGGCAACAAAAUAUGUUUUUGUGUCAAUCAAAAAGAAAGAGAACUGUGAAUGACUUAGAUCACCAGUUCUUCAGUGCUCCUAACGGACAGCAUCAUGAAGAAGACGAUCAUGAACAUUUUCUGAAAAGUCUGCUACCAAUGAUGAGAACUUUGGACUCACUUGCGGCCAUGGAAUUUCGACAUGAAGUUCAAGGUUUAUUGAUAAAGUACAUCAAAAAGGCUCAUGUACAGGACAUGCCAAGUCAAAGUGUUGAUACUUUACCAUGA